Messenger RNA from Diabrotica balteata, 4863 nucleotides. Lineage: Eukaryota; Metazoa; Arthropoda; Insecta; Coleoptera; Chrysomelidae. The record is from the annotation of a GenBank genome assembly.
AGUACACGUUGCACUUUUGUUACAGUAGCUAUUAUUUAUUUAUGUGUAGCAAUAUGUUUCGUGAAAGUUUAGAACGAUUCCACGGCAGUUUUGAGUGAAAUAGACAGUGCUAAACGGAUUUGGAUCGGGGGUGACAAAACUUUGUUCAAUUUAAAGUUGAAACCAUAAUGAGUGCUACAAUGUUUACAAAAAUCCCAGAAACGACCAAAACUAAAAUUCCUGUUCCUGCCAGUCCCACUCCGCUACGUAGACAUAACAGUCUUCGCUUGAGGGGUGAAAAACCCUUUACUUAUCCGAUAGGGAAGCGGCGUGAUGAAGAAAACAACAUUAUUAUAGCCAAGGAAAGCCCAGAUCAGAACCACACGGCAAGCAAGGAUCGCAACCACAAUAAUCGAUUCUCCUUUUCGGAAACAACGCACCACCAGUCCUCGUUCAACCCUCCUUUACAACGGGGGCGAUCGUUCAUGGAGAGGAGCGACCGGGGGGUACAACAUGGAGCUAAGAGACCGGAAAAUAUGAAAAUCGGGAAUCGAAGUCCCGUAGAGGUGCUAAAAGGUGGUACUACCCCAGUAUCGCCCAGUAGAGUGAGAAGUCUGUCCUUAUCUUUAACCAAUGCUAGACAAGGAAACCAUAGUUCUAAAUCGCCUUCAAUAAUCACUUCCUCUCCGAACCGUCAAAUUUCUGCCGAUUCGAGAAAUUUUUCGACUGGUGCUAUAGAUAAUUGGGAUUCAGAAAGCGUAACUAGUAUAGGAAGCAGUGUGGCGUCUUGUGACCAUUCCAGUGUAGCUUGGAACGGUACAACUUUUUCAGGAAGGAGCAUGAAGUAUGUUUUUCAUUGCAAUCAACACGCCGGAGCAGUAGGAGAUGAAUACUUAACGCCGACACAAAGAGCUCAAAAGCAAGUAAAGAAACUCAAAUACCUCCUGCAGCAAGCUCAGAAGGAUUUAGAAGAGAAAGAUAGUGAUAUUUUGAAAUUAACCAAAGAAGUAGUUGAAUUGAGAUUGUAUAAGGCUGCCCUAAGUUCGCCAGAAGACAAAUCAAAUUCGAGUGAUGCCGUUACGGUUAGAGAAAAUAACAGUAACGAAACAACUCCAGAUGAUGCUGUAGAUGGAUUAUCGAAUCACAUAGCGAGCGACCUUCAAACGUCGUUUGCCGAUUCCGGCCAUUUUGAAGACUGCACCAGUUCGUCCGUUUAUUCUAAAGAUUCUGUGUUAUCAGAAGAAUGUAGAACGCCUAGUAAAUCGGGAAAAUUAGUAAAAUUAGAUAAAUCCACAUCAACAGAUCAAGAAAUCGAACACAAAAAGAUAAUCGAGGAAUACGAGAGGAGAUUCCAAGAGUUGAUCAAAACGCACGAGGAAGAAUCGAUUCAAUUGAAACAAAAACACAACGAAAAGAUCGAAGAACUCCUGCAGAGGAUCAGCGAAAUAAACGCUAGGUAUUGGCAGAUAGUUCCUGAAUUAGAAGAAGCCAAAGAAAGGAUCAAAGAGCUCGCUCAUCAACUAGAGGAGGCUAGCAAGAAGUUGGACGAGCAAAACGCCGAGGCGGAGAAGAGUGCCAAAUCGGAAGAACUUCUUAAUCGGAGUGAGGAGUUGGUUAAGCAUCACAAUAAGAUAGUGGAACUGGCCCAACAUCCAAGCCGAGUAUCAGUUCCAGAGCUACUAAAUGAACUACAAGUAACAAGAAAUGAGCUAGAGAAUAUAAGAGACGUUGAGUAUGCAACAACUUCUAAUAAUUCACAGCCACUUUUGAGUGCUAAAGAGGCACUUUCUUUGUGGGUACUUGGUGCAAGAAAGGCGAUGUACCGGCAGCUGAUGGAAGCCAAAAACAAAAACAAAAUAGACCCCGAAAUCACGUUACAAUUUUUAAAAUCAGCCGUUUACUAUUUCCUUACCGAUAAAGAAAAUAGCCAAGGUCAUCUUAAGGCCAUCCAAAGCAUCCUAGGAUUUUCCUCCAAUGAAAUUUCGAGUAUAGAACGGGCUAGACAAACCUAACAAUUUAAAAAUAAUUAGUGCCUAAAUAUAGUUAUAUAUUUAUUGAAUUUAAAUCUUUAUGAAAUUGUUAAGAAUUAAGUAUUAUUUAAAAAAAUGUUUCUAAAGAUAUAAAACGUAGGUUAUUUGCUUACUAUUCGACAAACGGAAAUGAAAGGUAAGGCAAGGUUUGGUAGGCCAUCAUUGGCCUCGUAUGCCAGACAGCUACCUGCUACAAGAUUUCCCGCUGAACCAUGAACUAUCGGCCGGACUGUUCCAAUGAAGACUCAAGGCUCCCUAAAGAACUAUCGCAUGACAUUCAUCUUCUUUUUCAGUCUCACACAUUUCUACACUCUAGAAUAUCAUAUCCUACCCCCUCUCUCACACAAACACACCCUCUGUCACUAUUUCUCUCUUUAUAGUUUAUACCUCUCUCUCUAUCUCUUUAUACCUGACUUUUGCACCUGGACAUUACGUAUCUCAUUUUUACCUGUCCUUCUAUUUUUUUUUCUUUAAAUAGCAGCAUCUCGUUCACAAUUUCCAAAAUUAAUUAAAUGGACCUGACUCCCAGCUCCCUUUCUAGUCGGUCGCCUAGCUACCACAUACUAACAAACAUAGUCGUGGACAGUGUUCGAAAUUGUCGUUUCCGACCUUACCGAACCUUUUUUUUCGUCUUUAUAGAGGGGGUCUGGAAUCUUCAAAAGACAUCUCAGUCCAGGACAGCGCCUGACUGACCAGCUGCCUUUCUUUCUCUUCUUUUUUAUUGAUCACUGCACGGAUAUAGUUAUGUACGCUACCCCAACCUGUUUUAUUUUAAAUCAUUCUCUCACUGUACCAAAAUUCACACUUGUUUCAUUUUCCAUUCUGUUCCUUUCUACUAUCCAUCUGUUGCAAUCUAACACCGUAUGUGUCACAGUGUCCGAGUGUCCACAAUAUAGGCUUUCAUCUGGGUCAACCUUUUCGACUCUAAGGAGGUAGACACUAAAACACCCGUGUCCUGUGACCACCUGAUUCAGAAAAUAAUCCAGUCGUCUGUGGCCAUAGUCCACCCAAUCUCUUAUGUUCGGUAUCAGCAUUUUCCUCCACUGUGUCAGUUCCUCCGUGUUCCAUUCUUCUUGCCAUCUUUCAAUUGACCUUUCCCUUUCCUGUAUUCUCUCGGCCAUAGUAAGGUUUGGUCCUCUUCUCUCAUACAGCUCUUUUUUUCCACCUCCAAAACAUGCGGAAGACAUCCAGUGAUGGUCCAUAAGGCUGCCGCAGACACAAUCCUGUAGGCGCAUGCCACUCGCAACAGACUUAUUCUGUCCACUCGUGUCAUGAGCCUCCCAUAGGCCGUUAUCUCUAUGCCAAUGUUACGCAUCACCCUCCCCAACGCAGCUGCACUAUUCGCAAAUUUCCGAGCCACCUCCCGCACGUGCUCCCCCUAUAUUCCAUUCUGGUGCAAUGUCACUCCUAGGUAUUUUACGUGUUUCUUGGGUGUUAAACAUGUUACCGUACGUUGUAAUUCAACACCUUGCCUGUUCCUUGUCCCCUUCAGAAUAAUGGCUUCGGUUUUCUCUGUCGCAAGUUUCAGUCCGUGCUGCGUCAUCCGUUUCUUUACGACGCAGCCUGCGUUCCGAACCCGGUAUUUGAGAUCUGGCUCAUCCUGGGCCCCUACCAAUACAGCGAGGUCAUCCGCGAAUGCGAAGAGCACAGUUCAUAACUCCGUCAUAUGCCAGGUUCCAUAGCGUCGGGCCCGAGAGAGAUCCUUGGGGGAUCCCCGCCGUUACGUCCACGAUCGUGCCAUUUUCCACCAUGAUCCUCUCAAAUAGAUACUACGUCACCACAUUUAUCAGGUAACCAGGACAUUCUAUCUUCUCCAUUGCCUCGUUCCAAUGCAGCGUAUUGGAUGUAUUCCUAACAUCGAAUAACAGCAGGGCCCUCCAGCGAUGUUCAUCCCCUCUGUUACGCAAUGAAUUGCCUCCGAGAUAAACCUGACAAGAUGUGGUUGGAUAAACGUGUUAAUAAAGGAAAGAAUAUUCGAGAGAAGAAAUGAAGAUAUACCAAUUUAACGUCUAAAAAGAAGAAUAAGCACGAAUAAGUUCACGGGGAGUGAACGAAUUCGUUGAUUAUGAACCUGAAGAAUAGAGUGAUUUGAGUAACACAGUUUUGAUUACUUUCUGACGUAGAUGCUCAGACAAUAUGGAUGUUUCGGGUAAUAUGUAGGCAGGUUCGGUAAGGCAUUGGUACUGCAUUAGUUCUGUAGGCACUGUCAGUAUGGUGAGAUGCCUUCUGUACCUUCUGUACGACUAUGUUAGGACCUUCUCGUUCCAGACGUGGACCAGGUAGAGCACGAUCAAUUGCACAACAGAAUAAAGAAACCGUCUCCUUUCGGAUUUGUUCCUCUCAUGUUUCCGGGGUCCUACGAAUCAUCUCCUGUACGUGCUGCUCUAAUCUUCUGUUUUUAUUCAGAUUCGAAUUUCUUUUGGUUUCUGGUUUGUGGUUUCUUGACGACUAUGGCCUCGAUUUAUACAUUACAUAUGUAACCAGCUCAUACUCAUGUCUCUUAUCUACUCUUCGACUUUGUCGUAUGUGCACACCCAACUUUCGAUAAAAAGUAAAGGGAUCUUUAAGAAUUACAUAAUUCAACCUUAUAUCCAGCAGUAACUGUAACUGAUAUCAUUUGCCCAACGGCUUUACUUUUAUAUCCGUUUAAAAAUUAGAUAUUUUUAAUAAGCUAAAUCAACAUUUUUGGCUGUAUUUCAAUAAUUACUUUUUAUAUUUUUUUAUAUAGACUCUGUUUAGAUAGACAAAUUAUUUCGAAGCAAUAACAGGAGCUACUUAACGGAUAUCAUUUCUUACUUCACCUGAAACAGUCUAUUUUUGUUAAAAAUUUUCAAUAAAGUUGCAUCAAGGCAUU